AUGAAGGCUCUCAUACAGCGUGUUAUGAAUGCCAAAGUAACCGUUAAUGGUGAAUUAAUCAGCAGCAUAGAGCAAGGGGCUUGUAUAUUAAUAGGUAUUAACAACAAUGACACCAUAAAAGAUAUGGAGUACAUUGUUAGAAAAAUACUAAGCAUAAGAAUAUUUGACGAUGAAAAUAACAAAAGAUGGCAGAAAAGCAUUGUGGAUAAAGAAUUUGAAAUACUGUGUGUCAGUCAAUUCACUCUCUACAAUACAUGGAAGGGCAAUAAACCCGAUUUCCACAGAGCAAUGGGAGCUGAUCAAUCUAAGGAAUUCUAUGAGAAAUUUAUACAAAUGCUAAAAGAUAAAUAUAAGGCUGAAAAAGUGAAAGAUGGUUUGUUUGGUGCUUACAUGCAGGUGUCCAUACAGAACGACGGUCCUGUCACGUUGGAGAUAGAAUCACCUGGACAUAACAAUGAGAAAAUACGCAGUACUCCUGUAGAAAACCAGAAGACCUUGUGUAAUGACGAAGAUAUAAAAAGAUAA
Parnassius mnemosyne (clouded apollo) is the source of this 525-nucleotide messenger RNA. The record is from the annotation of a GenBank genome assembly. NCBI's taxonomy places the organism in Eukaryota, Metazoa, Arthropoda, Insecta, Lepidoptera, Papilionidae.